This is a messenger RNA of Lacerta agilis (Sand lizard), 1614 nucleotides long. RefSeq lists its product as uncharacterized. The coding region runs from base 52 to 1584 and encodes 510 amino acids. NCBI's taxonomy places the organism in Eukaryota, Metazoa, Chordata, Lepidosauria, Squamata, Lacertidae. The transcript is spliced from 10 exons. Gene Ontology annotation, molecular function: lipopolysaccharide binding. The record is from RefSeq and is a predicted model, not a curated record. Gene Ontology annotation, cellular component: extracellular region. Gene Ontology annotation, biological process: defense response to Gram-positive bacterium; defense response to Gram-negative bacterium; antimicrobial humoral immune response mediated by antimicrobial peptide.
CAUCAGCUCCCAAGAGCCACCAGCAGAAGGGAUAGAUCGGAGGCAACGAAGAUGGAGAGCUGUUUCUGGAGAGUCCUGCUAGUGGUUGGGGCAGCUGCCGCCGCAACCACUGUCUUGCCUCCUGCCAAAGAACCGCUGAGCUACGAGGACGCCGCGGCGCUCGCUGUCGACCUGUACAACCAAAAAGCAGGCGAAGACUUCACCUAUCGGCUUCUGAACGCUGCCCCUCAGCCCAACUGGGAUGCGAGUUCCGAAAGCGCCCAAGAGCUGAAUUUCACAAUCCAAGAAACCGAGUGCCUGGCAGAGGAGGAACGCCCCGUGGAGGAAUGCAGCUUCAGAGACGGAGGGGUGGUCAAGGAAUGCUCCAGCUUUUACUUCCUGGUUGAGAACCCACCUGUGGCCGUUGUCACCUGUGAAGCCGUAGAGGACGAGCCUGAGCCCAAACGGGUGAAGCGGUCGUGGCUGAAGAAGAAGUUUAAGAAGAUCAAGAAGGGUGUCAAGAAGGGUUUCCGCAAAAUCUUCAAGGGCCAGGGAGUAAUGGUGGGAGGGACAAUCCGAUAUCUGGCGGGCGGGGGCACUGUCCCAGCUACAUCCCCGGCGCCCCUCCCUGCCUUCAAGACGGCUUUGUCGGAGGCGCAGCAAUCUGCGCUCCGAGGAGCACACGGGGUCAGGCAGAUGGGCUGGCUGAGCGGCGGUUCCCAGCUUCUGGCGGGAACUCACAACAGCCCUUUGAGGUCUCACGACAAUGCCACGCAAGAUCUCACGAGAGCCCCACGAAUCAUGCGGAGGUUUCGUUCGGCCUUCUCGAGAUCCCAGCAAGCGAAGCAGCACUCUCGCGAGAUCUCGCCAGAACAUGGAAGCCGCAGUCGUGUGACCCUGGCAAGUGAGGCCUUGGUGCGGUUGUUGGACCCACAUCAACGGGCACUUCCUGGGGGAGGGCGAGAGAAGCCACACAUGCACCCUCAGCCGAAGGACGUUAGCCCACAGGGGAGGGGGGCUAGAGGGCCAAGGGGUGCCCUGGGCUAUAAAGAAGGGAGCUCUGCUGCAGAAUCGCAGGGAGGUACCAACGUGAGAAUACCUUGGAGAGAGCGAGCACAGAUGGAGAAGAAGAUGGAGAGCUGCAAGCUGUUUCUGCUGCUCAUCGGGGUGGUCGCGGCAGCCCCCACGGCCCGCACUCCCGUCAGCUACGAGCAGGUGGUUGCCGCAGCCGUGGACACCUAUAACCAGGAGCAAAACCCGGAAUUUGCCUUCCGACUGCUGGAAGCCGAGCCGCAGCCUGAUUGGGAUGCUUCCAGUGAAACAACCCAGCCUAUAAAAUUCUCUAUCAAGGAGACGGUUUGCCCCACAGCAGAGAAGAAAGAUGUCUCCCAGUGCGAAUACAAAGAGGAUGGGCUGGACAGAGACUGCUCUGGCUUCUAUUCGACCCAGCAAAGUCCACCCUUAAUUAUCGUUCAAUGUGAGGACGUGGAUCAAGAGAUGAGCCGUAUAACAAGAGGACGCUGGAGAAGGUUCUGGAGAGGAACCAAAAGAUUUGUGAAGAGACAUGGUGUGAGCAUUGCCUUAGCGGGGCUUCGGUUUGGAUAGAGAUCUCCGGAAGAAAAGGAAGUUUAAAUG